Messenger RNA from Labrus mixtus (cuckoo wrasse), 3464 nucleotides. It is a transcript of the gene nf2b, whose product is annotated as NF2, moesin-ezrin-radixin like (MERLIN) tumor suppressor b. Gene Ontology annotation, biological process: regulation of organelle assembly; regulation of gliogenesis; positive regulation of early endosome to late endosome transport. The record is from RefSeq and is a predicted model, not a curated record. The transcript is spliced from 16 exons. Gene Ontology annotation, molecular function: cell adhesion molecule binding; actin binding. The coding region runs from base 30 to 1814 and encodes 594 amino acids. Gene Ontology annotation, cellular component: cytoskeleton; filopodium; plasma membrane. NCBI's taxonomy places the organism in Eukaryota, Metazoa, Chordata, Actinopteri, Labriformes, Labridae.
GAUUUUUUUUUGACAGCAAAACACUGAAAAUGUCUAUUUUAGGGCUUAAAAAGAAACAGCCAAAGACUUUCAAAGUCAAAGUUAUCACCAUGGAUGCUGAGAUGGAGUUCAGCUGUGAGGUGAAGUGGAAAGGCAAAGACCUUUUUGACUUGGUGUGUCGCACUGUUGGUCUGAGGGAGACCUGGUUCUUUGGACUCAGGUACACAGUGAAGGACACCUACGCUUGGCUGAAACCAGAGAAACGGGUCUUGGAUCAGGAGGUUCCCAAGGACUCUCCCAUAACAUUUCAUUUCCUGGCAAAAUUUUUCCCAGAAAAAGUAGAAGAAGAGCUUGUCCAAGAAAUAACUCAACACCUCUUCUUCUUACAGGUGAAAAAACAGAUAUUAGAUGAAGAGAUAUUCUGUUCCCCAGAAGCAUCUGUUCUGUUGGCAUCGUAUGCGGUCCAAGCCAAGUAUGGGGACUACGACCCAAAUUUUCACAAGCCCGGUUUCUUGGCCCAAGAUGAGCUUUUGCCAAAAAGGGUAUUAAUGCAAUACCAAAUGACAGCUGACAUGUGGGAGGAGAAGAUUACAGCUUGGUAUGCAGAGCACAGAGGCAUUGCCAGGGAUGAGGCUGAGAUGGAAUAUCUCAAAAUCGCUCAGGACCUUGAGAUGUACGGGGUCAGCUACUUUGCCAUCACUCAAAAUAAGAGGGACACAGACCUGUUGCUUGGAGUAGAUGCCCAGGGCCUUCACAUCUACAGUCCCAACAGUAAACUCAACCCUAACAAGUCCUUCCCUUGGAGCGGCAUCCGCAACAUCUCUUACAGCGAAAAAGAGUUCACAAUCAAACCCCUCGACAAGAAGAAAGAUGUUUUCAAGUUCUACUCUUCUCAACUGCGUGUCAACAAACUGAUCCUGCAGUUGUGCAUCGGUAAUCAUGAUCUGUUCAUGAGGAGGAGGAAGGUUGACUCAAUCGAAGUGCAGCAGAUGAAGGCUCAAGCCAAAGAGGAGAAGGCUCGGAAGAAGAUGGAACGGCAGAUCCUGGCACGGGAAAAACAGAUGAGGGAGGAAGCAGAACGAGCAAAAGAAGAGAUGGAACGACGACUCUUCCAGCUGCAAGACGAGGCACGACUGGCCAAUGAAGCACUGCUGCGAUCCGAGGAGACAGCGGACCUCCUGGCAGAGAAGGCUCAGAUCGCAGAGGAGGAGGCCAAGCUGUUGGCCCACAAAGCUGCAGAAGCUGAGCAGGAGAGGCAGAGGUUAGAGGUCACCGCCAUGAAAACCAAGGAGGAGAAGAGGCUGAUGGAGCAGAAGAUGAGGGAGGCAGAGCAGCUGGCUGUCAAGCUGGUUGAGCAGUCCGAGAGGAGGUUAAAGGAGGCAGAUCACCUGAAACAGGACCUGACUGAGGCAAAGGAUGCUGAGCGGAGAGCCAAGCAGAAACUGCUGGAGAUCACCAAAACAACAUACCCUCUCAUAGCAGCCUACUCUACGCCCCCUGCUCCCCCCGCUGCACCUGAAGCAGUCGACUGUGCCUAUGAAUCUGCAUCGUCACGCCUCGACUUUAAGGACUCUGACAUGAAGAGGCUGUCUAUGGAGAUUGAGAGAGAGAGGCUGGAGUACAUGGAAAAGAGUAAACACCUGCAGGAUCAGCUGAAGGAGCUGAAGACAGAGAUCGAGUCUCUGAAGCUGGAGGAGCAGCAGCAGCAGCAGGCCGGCCUCUACAACCACCGCAGUGAGGCGAGGGGAUACGUCCAGGAGCCUCCUGUCUACCUACCUCACAGCAAUCGCAACUCUGCAUACAUGUCUCAAAUGGCCUACUUUGAAGAAGUUUGAAUCUAAUCCUGCAAAAUGAGGGAGGACGACACUAGCUGUUGAGGCUCAGUGCUAUCUCUAAAUGUAUGGUAAAUUGACUUAACGUACAGACACAUACAUACACCAUGACUAUGUGCUUUGGAAAGACUUUGAAAUCCCCCUAAACAACAAACAGCUACUGCUGUUUUUACAGGCUGUCCUACUUCUUGCUUCCACCUGUUGCACUUCAGCACCCACAGCUCUGAAGCAGAGUCUUUAUGAAUAUGGAACAUACACGUGCGUGACACUGGUUCAUGUUUUGGGGCUGAGGAUGGAUGUAUGAGCAAGUUCUGAUUUGCAGAUAGUGUUUUUUUCUGGUUUUCAGGGAUACACAGCGGAGAAUCAUAAUGACAAAUAACACAUGAGUACCUUCAAAACAUUUUGGAAAGGACUGGAGUUAAAAUGUGUCAGAGACAGGUUUAAGGUGAAUUUCCUGUGUUAGAUGAAAUCCUGUAAUUUAAGUAAUUUCUUAAAAGAAAAAAGAAAGAUUUGGCUCAUUUUCGUUCACAGCAGAAAAGGGAUUCUGAAACGUGGCUUUUAAAAAGAAUACCUCAGAGAUAACCAAAUGCCACAGUUUUUAUACACUACCAAGCUAUUGUUGUAUUAGAUCUAAACAGAAAACAACAACCUAAAAUAACUCCUGAUGGAUGAAAUGUAGUUUGAAAAUGAUCAUCGUUAACUUGCUUAUAAAACUUCUUUGUAAAAGUGAGAAUUGCAAAUUUAGCAGACUUGUGCAGGGAAAGUGUCAAGAUGUGACACCAUAAACAUUUCAAAUGCAGUGUUUUUCUUUGUUUCUCAUGUGUAUUUGCUUUUUUUUCUGUUACUUGGUCCAUACAUGCCUUUACUGACAUCCACCGAGUGCCUUUUUUUAGUUUUUAGUGCCUCAUUAUGAUGGUUACAAAGUCAACCAUUUCAACCUUUUUGUGUUUUGUGCUCUUGACUGUUUAGUGCCUUAACUUUAUUUUGGUAAGAUUUGAGUUACUUGGGUUUGAACUUGUAUCACGUUGUUAUUUUACCUAGUCUUAGAGUUACUUUAAUUUUGGGAUUGUUGUCAUAUCCAGACUGAUUUAAAGAAAUAGCAGCUUGAUGGCUUUCUUUUGUGCUUUUUUUUUAUCCUCAGCUUAUGUCCUUCUCAGGGUGUUGGCGACAAUCACUGCAGCUUGAGUCUCUGUGUGUGUUUCCCCCUUUAAUUAUCAGCUCGAUGUUUACUUUUAAAGGGUUAUUUUAAAGCUCAGUAGUAAAUCAUGUAUUAAAGUCAGUACAUGCACUUCAUUUCACAAACACAGCCAUUGGUAAACCUGAGUAAACAUUGAAUCUGGACACUCCUCAUUAGAUCCUACAAAAAGGGAGAGACUGGAGGCCAGAUGUCCAGCCAGCCAUCCAACAUUUCUUUAUUUAAUCUUUAUUUUACCAGGAAAAUAUUCUGACACAAAAUAUAAGAUCUCUUUUUCAAGAGAAUCCUGGCCAAGACAGCAGCAUAAAAGUUUCAAAGAGAGCAAAGACAGACAUGUUUGCUUAUUUGGAUCGGUGUGUUGUAUGUACUUCAUUAUGAACUGAACAUUGAUUUUCUUUUUGGUUAGAAUUGAGUGAGGGUCAAACCUUGGUCUUGUGUAAAUGAGAUUUUGUUAUAAA